Molecule: messenger RNA, 351 nt
Organism: Aspergillus melleus
Lineage: Eukaryota; Fungi; Ascomycota; Eurotiomycetes; Eurotiales; Aspergillaceae
Exons: 2
Coding region: 1-351 (116 amino acids)
Source: RefSeq, a predicted model, not a curated record
AUGUAUUUCAUCUAUCUGCUCGCUGUUCUCCCUCUCACAAUAGCAACUCCCCACAAGCGCUCCAUCACCUGCCUCCAAGUCGGCUCCACAGCAACAGCCAGCUGGACCAACAGCGCCGGCCAGAAAUGCACUUUCAGCGGUAUCGUGGGAAGUAACUAUGGUACUAACCCGUCAGGCUCAGGAGACUACUCGUGUAACGGUCGAUGCGGCGCCGGAUGUUCUGGCAGCGCAUUAGGCAACGUCUACACGCAAGAUUGCUUCUCCCAUGAUAUUUGCUCAUACUUUAACAGUGCCAGUGGAGGCGCCAGGUACGUCUUCUCUUUGCCAACUGUGGGCGGCAAGCAUGCUUAA